UUAAUCUUCUAUUGUUCCAGUUCAGCGCAUCAAAGUUCAGGUUUCAGUAACCAGGAAGACGUCGGGAAAAGUGUCUUUUAAGGAAAAAACCGACUUCGAAAAUGGAAUCACAUGAGAAGAUGGCCAAGAUCGCGGCUGAACCCCGGGAUCUUGUCGAUGUGAACUUAGAUUUGGAAAAUACUAAAAUUAAUGGCAUCACAAAAAAAAACAGGCAGCUCAAAGACCUUGACGAUCUAUUCCCCUAUAUCGGGGACUUUGGCUGGUACCAACGGAUGCUGUUCCUUCUCAUGAUACCAUACGCAUUCUUUUUCGCCUUCGUUUACUUCUCUCAAAUAUUCAUGACCGUCGUGCCGGCCGAGCAUUGGUGCUUUGUUCAGGAGUUGGAGCACUUGAGUGUUGAAGACCGACGCCAUCUGUCGAUCCCCCAAACCGAUGAUACUAAAUACGAAAAGUGCCUAGUCUACGACGUGGAUUGGUCGAAAGUUCUAGAAGGCGGCAGUUUGACACCAAAUACAACAUGGCCGAUGAAGAAAUGUCAGGACAAAUGGGAGUUUAAUUUCACUGACGUGCCCUACGAAACGAUCGCCACUCAGCUCGGUUGGGUUUGUGAUAAGGACGAGUACCCAGCGACGGCGCAAGCGGUUUUCUUCUGCGGAGCGAUAGUUGGGGGACUAAUUUUUGGAUGGAUAGCUGACAAAUUUGGAAGAGUACCGGCUAUCGUUGGAACGAAUCUGGCCGGCUUUCUCGCUGGAGUGGGUACUGCCUUCGCAAACAGCUUCUGGUCCUUCUGUCUGUGCCGGUUCCUGGUGGGUCUGGCAUACGACAACUGCUUCGUGAUCAUGUACAUCGUUGUGAUAGAAUACGUCGGUCCAAAAUGGCGGACAUUUGUCGCGAACAUGUCUAUAGCUGUUUACUUCACGUUCGCCGCCUGCCUCCUGCCCUGGAUCGCUCUGGGGGUGUCAGAUUGGAAGAUAUAUACCCUGGUAACCAGCGUGCCUCUGGUGUUGUCGAUAUUCACCCCCUGUCUGGUACCAGAGAGCGCCAGGUGGCUGAUAGCUCAAGGUCGAAUAGACGAAGCUUUGAAUAUCUUGAAGAAGUGUGAACGAAUGAACAGAAAGAAGAUCCCCGAUGAGAUCAUCAAGGAAUUCAAAGAGACCGCCCAAGAGAUAGCGCUUGCGGAGCAGGAGAUCGCGCAGUACUCGGUGCUGGAGCUGUUCCGCUCGCCGCGCCUGCGCCGGCGCAGCGUGCUGCUGGUGCUGAUGUGGAUGUGCGUGUCGCUCGUGUUCGACGGGCACGUGCGCAGCGUGGGCGCGCUCGGCCUCGACGUGUUCCUCACCUUCACCGUCGCCACCGCCACCGAGUUCCCGGCCGACGUGCUGCUCGUCUUGACGCUGGACGUGAUCGGGAGACGUUGGCUCGCUUUCGGAUCGAUGGUGAUCAGUGGACUGUUCAGCUUCCUCGCUACUACUGUGCCUUUUGGGCUCCCGUCUGCAUCACUGGCUAUCCUGGGCCGGUUCUCGGUGAACGUCUCGUACAACAUCGGCAUGCAGUUCGCGGCCGAGCUGCUGCCGACGGUCCUGCGCGCGCAGGGACUCGCGCUCAUUCACAUCGCCGGGUACUUCGCCACCAUCCUCGUGCCGUACAUCGUGUACUCGGCGACGCUGUGGUCGUCGCUGCCGCUGCUGAUCCUGGGCGCGCUGGGCGUGUGCGGCGGCUGCGUGGCGCUGCUGCUGCCGGAGUCGCUCGGCGCCGACAUGCCGCAGUCUGUGCGCGACGCAGAGAACUUCGGGAGCGGACAGGGCUUCUGGGACGGACCCUGGAAUAGAAAGGUGAGCGACUCCAAGAACGAGACCAGCCAAGUGUGAAUUUGUAAUUCGGAUCAGUUCUACUGAAAUACGUUAACGUAACCAGCUUU
Vanessa tameamea is the source of this 1915-nucleotide messenger RNA. Its product is annotated as carcinine transporter-like. Gene Ontology annotation, cellular component: membrane. Gene Ontology annotation, biological process: transmembrane transport. The record is from RefSeq and is a predicted model, not a curated record. NCBI's taxonomy places the organism in Eukaryota, Metazoa, Arthropoda, Insecta, Lepidoptera, Nymphalidae. Bases 102 to 1865 code for a protein of 587 amino acids. Gene Ontology annotation, molecular function: transmembrane transporter activity. The transcript has 12 exons.